Molecule: messenger RNA, 3199 nt
Organism: Patiria miniata (bat star)
Lineage: Eukaryota; Metazoa; Echinodermata; Asteroidea; Valvatida; Asterinidae
Product: kelch-like protein 24
Exons: 3
Coding region: 360-2246 (628 amino acids)
Molecular function (GO): protein binding
Source: RefSeq, a predicted model, not a curated record
CCGCACCGACGCACCGUGUCACGAGCGCAUCUCCGGUUCAUGAAUAAUUAAUGACCCGCUCGCGUGCCGACCGUGUGCACACGCGACCAGCUCUCGAGCCGUGCAAAGGAGGCGUGUGCCGCCCCAUAACCACGCCGCGUUUCGCUGCUCAUUCCCCCUCGAAUACCCUGUCCUCACACGCUGAAAUAUUUCGAUUGCGUGUAGAAUUUGAUGUCCUCUAUGUUGACAUGUAAGUACGUGUCGAGUGCCAAGCCCACAGUGCCCUAGCGAGAUAGAAUCUCAUUUUGACAGCCAGACUCGGCGAUGUAGGACACAGCGUAUACACGUCAGCAGGGUGAACUGUGAUUCGAGUUUUCAAGAUGUCGUCUCAGUUCGAUUACAAGGGAGAGGUCUCGCUCUCCUCCGUGAGAUCAUCCUACGGCUGCGAGAUUUCGCGAGGUUUGUGUGGCUCCCCAAACCGAGGCUCGGCCUCGCCUUCGUCCGCUGCAUCCGGUGACCAGCCAGACCCAAGCUACGUCUUCUUUGAUGCCUUGCUUCCGAGCAACAUCAUGUCCAUCCUGAACGAGAUGAGACUAGCGGCUGAGUGUACGGAUACCGUUCUCUGCGUCGGCUCACGGGAGUUCAGCUGUCACCGCGCCCUGCUGGCUGCUGCCAGCCCGUACUUCAGGGCAAUGUUCACUGGCGACUUGAGAGAAAGCUACGAGAGCCGGAUCUCCCUCCAUGACCUUUGCCCCCGGAUGGUGGGUCACCUGAUCGAGUUUGCCUACAAAUCUCGCGUCCUCAUCACGGAAGACAACGCCGAGGAACUGUACAUCACCGCCAACUUUCUCCAGUUCGAGCAAGUGGCUAAAUCAUGCGAGGAGUUCCUCCAGCGCAACAUCAGCGCCGGGAACUGCCUCAGUCUCGCGAGAUUCGCCGAGACUUACCGAUGUUUGCCGCUGCAGAGGGACGCGGAGAGAUUCGUCCUGGAGCACUUCGAGGAGGUCUCACAGGGAAGCGAAUUCCUGGAUCUGAGAUUUGACCAACUGGUGGCGUACAUCCGUCAUGACGAGCUUGCUGUCCAAUCGGAGAAGGUCGUGUAUGAUGCUGUCCUGAGAUGGAUCAGAUCAAACUCAGAGGAGCGCGCCCUCUUCCGUCCAGAGCUACUCCGUUCGAUCCGUCUUCCCCUCAUCGAAGAGGACAUCCUGAGUGAGAUGUUGUCCGGGCGAGACGAAGACUAUCUCUCAAAGUCCAGACACUGCGCCGACGUCCUGAAGGAAGCCAAGUGCUGUCAGUGGUUGAUGAAGCGGGGCUACCGCGUGCUCGGCCCAGGGACCUCACCCCGGAGCCCAGGUCGAAGGUCAGAGGUUAUCGUCCUGGUGGGAGGUCAUCAGAAAGGUCGAGAUGGGGAGUACAUCUACAGUGAUGAGGUGUACUGCAUGGAUGCUCACGAGGCUGUCAGGUCCUCGUAUCCAAGAUGGUACCCUCUUGCCCGGAUGCCACACCACAUGAAGAGGAAAUACAGUGUCGCAGCACUGGGCUCUGAUAUUUUUGUCACCGGUGGUUACGACACGGUGUGUGAGCAAUCAUCUCGCCUCGUGUGGCGGUAUUCCUUCUCUCGCAAUCGAUGGAAGCCCGUAGCAAGCCUGCUAGACGCCCGUCACUCCCACGGCUCUGCCUCGCUCAACGGUCGCUUCUACGUCGUGGGCGGCAAAACCUCCUUCCAAAACACCCGGCUUGAUUCUGUUGAAUGCUACAAUCCAUUCGCCGACGAGUGGAAACCGCUUGCUCCUCUGCCAAUCGCCGUCAGCGUUCCAUCGGUGGUUGGCUACCACGGAAGGCUGUACGUGAUUGGUGGAGCCACACAGGAUGAGUGCGCAUGCUCGCACAUCCAGUGCUACGACCCAAUCACGGACGUGUGGUCGUUGCUGCCCGAUUUGGAAUUCUCCCGGAAGACCCUGCGCGUCGCCACUGCGCACGACGGGCGGAUCUUCGUCCUGGGCGGGCGGAAACCUCGCGAGGUUUCGGAAAUCUCGGUGGAGACCGGCGACGAGUGCCCUCAUGAACCGUCCAAUGAGCAGCGAACCUUUCCCGGGGUCACCGUAGCGGGCGACAGACUCUGGGUUUUUGGCGGGAAGAUCGGCGAGGAGUCCAGAAAUUGCGCCGAGUACUACGAUCUGCGGACGAACACGUGGACUACAUUGGUAGGGUUUCUGCCUAAAGCACUGUAUAUGCACGGAUGUGUAACCAUAGAAGAUGUAGCUUGAGUAAAAUAAUCAUUAAUUAGUAAACUUUACAUUAUUGUAAAGAAGAAUGUAAAAGAUUAAAUGACUUCCUUAUUCUGCCGUCCUUGGGGCCCAGAGCUAAAUCAAUAAGUUAUAGCAGAGGCAGCAAAAAUCAUUUAGGUCUAAUACUUUUUAAUAACUUUUUAAUAAAUAAGUUGCCAGGCAUAAUAUGGGGCAAAUUUCAAGAAACUGUUACCGGUAUCAACCCAUUGAUCAGGCUACUAAACUAAGUUAUGGCUUAACCAGAUUAGCAGUCAAACGAUCAAACUUUUUUUCCCCGAACGAAUGAAUUUAUUAGUUUAGGCUCAGCAAUUUGUGAGCCACGAAUGAAUUUAUUAGUUUAGGCUCAGCAAUUUGUGAGAGCCAGAACAAUUCUAAAUGUUUUCAAGAAUUUUUUUCUAUGGACAUUUUGAAGAAAGAAAUCGUACCUCUCGUUCAAAUGCGGGAGCUUCAAUUUUUCCACUGAUUCACCAAACUUUUGUUCCCGGUUGUAUGUAUAUUUUGGAAAUAUAUAAUGGACUGAAAUUUUCGGGCUUUUUAGAGAUGGUGUGUUUCAUAUUUCAUUAUGUGAUAGGUUUUUACAUAUUUUGUCAUUUUUAUAUAGAUCGAUUAGAAUAUUUUGUAGAAAUGGAUUAUUACCAUUAACCGUAAUUGUAAAAACGUCUGUAUCGUCUGCUUUAAAAAAUUAAGAUGGUGAUUGUAUGUGUUUAAAGUUUGUUUCGAAAGAUCAAGUGUGAUUUUAUAUGAUUGGACAUUUUAUCUAAAGGGUAUUUAUUAUUGGUUGUGGAAAAUGCACACAAAAAUAUUUUGUGUUUGAAAAAAUAUGAACAAUAAAUAUUAUGACUUUCAUGCAUCAGGUGAUUUAUGGCUAUUCGAUUAUUAAAACAAACAAUGGGAGUAUAUACGGACAAAUAAAUUUAAGACGAAUGAAAUGA